AGGGAAACGAACUCUGUUUUAUCUUCUUCUUCAGAGACGUUACCAGAGAGGGAGAGGCAUGAAUGGCUUCUCUUCCUUUCAACACUAUCCCAAUUAAGCUUCCGUACUCAGUCUCAACAAAGCCUCCUUCUAAACAUCACGAUGAACAACAAGCUCAUCAUUCUCCUUCUUCCACGUCUUACUUUCACCGCGUUUCGUCUCUAUGUAAGAGCGGUGAGAUCAAAGAAGCUCUGAGUUUAGUUACGGAGAUGGGUUUCAGAAACCUACGCAUUGGUCCCGAGAUAUACGGCGAAAUCCUCCAAGGAUGCGUUUACGAGAGAGAUUUGAGUACGGGGAAGCAGAUUCAUGCUCGGAUUUUGAAGAAUGGUGACUUCUACGCGAGGAACGAGUACAUCGAGACCAAAUUGGUGAUCUUCUACGCAAAGUGCGAUGCUUUGGAGAUCGCUGAAGUGCUCUUCUCGAAAUUGAGGGUUCGUAAUGUUUUCUCCUGGGCAGCUCUCAUUGGUGUGAAGUGUAGGAUUGGGUUGUGUGAAGGAGCUUUGAUGGGUUUUGUUGAGAUGCUUGAAAAUGAGAUUUUUCCUGAUAAUUUCGUGGUUCCGAAUGUUUGUAAAGCGUGUGGUGCGUUGCAGUGGAGUCGAUUUGGGAGAGGGGUUCAUGGGUAUGUGGUAAAAUCUGGUCUUGCGGAUUGUGUGUUUGUGGCUAGUAGUUUAGCUGAUAUGUAUGGAAAAUGCGGUGUUUUGGAUGAUGCGCGGAAGGUGUUUGAUGAUAUUCCUGAGAGAAAUGUGGUUGCUUGGAAUGCGUUGAUGGUUGGUUAUGUGCAGAAUGGGAUGAACGAGGAAGCGAUUAGGCUUUUAUCUGAUAUGAGGAAGGAAGGUGUUGAGCCUACUCGUGUCACUGUCUCGACUUGUUUAUCUGCUUUUGCAAAUAUGGGUGGGGUUGAAGAGGGGUUACAGUCUCAUGCCAUUGCUAUUGUUUAUGGACUGGAGCUGGAUAAUAUCCUGGGGACAUCUUUGUUGAACUUCUAUUGCAAAGUUGGUUUGAUAGAGUAUGCUGAGAUGGUUUUUGAUCGGAUGUUUGAUAAGGAUGUGGUAACAUGGAAUCUGAUUAUAUCUGGGUAUGUUCAACAAGGUCUAGUUGAAGAUGCUACAUACAUGUGUCAGUUAAUGAGACGAGAGAAGCUGAAAUAUGAUUGUGUCACUUUGGCGACGUUAAUGUCGGCAGCUGCACGUACUGAGAAUCUGAAAUUCGGGAAAGAGGUGCAGUGUUAUGGCAUUAGACACAGUCUUGAAUCUGAUAUCGUUUUGGCUAGCACCACGAUGGAUAUGUAUGGCAAAUGUGGAAGCAUUGUUGAUGCUAGGAAAGUGUUUGAUUCCACAGUAGAGAAAGACUUGAUACUGUGGAAUACGUUACUUGCAGCCUAUGCAGAGUCUGGUUUUAGUGGAGAGGCUUUGAGAUUGUUUUAUGAGAUGCAGCUAGAAAGUGUACCACCAAAUGUGAUAACAUGGAAUUUGAUCAUUCUAAGUCUUCUAAGGAAUGGUGAGGUCAAUGAGGCCAAGGAAAUGUUCUUGCAGAUGCAAUCCUCAGGCAUCUCUCCAAAUAUAAUCUCGUGGACGACUAUGAUGAAUGGUAUGGUACAAAAUGGUUGCAGUGAGGAGGCGAUUCUUUUUCUUAGAGAGAUGCAAGAAUCCGGGCUGAGACCAAAUGCAUUUAGCAUCACUGCAGCUCUCUCUGCAAGCGCAAAUCUAGCAUCAUUGCAUUUCGGAAGAUCAAUCCACGGAUACAUCAUAAGAAAUCUACAGCAUUCCUCUUUGGUUUCUAUUGAAACUUCUUUGGUUGACAUGUAUGCUAAAUGUGGAGAUAUAAACAAAGCAGAGAGGGUAUUUGGAAGUAAGUUAUACAGCGAGUUGCCCCUCUACAAUGCCAUGAUCGCGGCGUAUGCAUUAUAUGGUAACGUGAAAGAAGCAAUGGCUCUGUACAGGAGCUUGGAAGAUUUGGGGAUUAAACCAGAUAGUAUAACAUUCACAAGCCUUUUAUCUGCUUGUAACCAUGCUGGGGAUAUUAACCAAGCUAUAGAGAUUUUCACUGAUAUGGUUUCAAAACAUGGCAUGUAUCCAUGCUUGGAACAUUAUGGACUAAUGGUAGAUCUUCUUGCAUCAGCUGGAGAAACUGACAAGGCCAUAAGGUUAAUUGAGGAAAUGCCAUACAAGCCAGAUGCAAGAAUGAUCCAAUCUUUGGUUGCUUCUUGCAACAAGCAGCAUAAGACUGAGCUUGUGGACUACUUAUCAAGGCAUCUGCUUGAAACUGAGCCUGAAAACUCUGGUAACUAUGUGACGAUAUCGAAUGCUUAUGCGGUCGAAGGAAGUUGGAAUGAAGUUGCGAAGAUGAGAGAGAUGAUGAAAGCUAAAGGUUUGAAGAAAAAACCUGGGUGCAGUUGGAUACAGAUUAAAGGAGAAAAAGAAGGUGUCCAUGUGUUUGUUGCCAAUGACAAGACACACAUUAGGAACAAUAAGAUACAAAGGAUUUUGGCAUUGUUACUAUAUGAUAUGCGUUCUGAUGUCAAAUGAUAUUAUGUGUAUGAGACAUUAUAAAUUAGUAUGUAUAUUCACAAUCUCAAGAAUUGAAUAUAUGUUUAUCAUCCA
Molecule: messenger RNA, 2639 nt
Organism: Camelina sativa (false flax)
Lineage: Eukaryota; Viridiplantae; Streptophyta; Magnoliopsida; Brassicales; Brassicaceae
Source: RefSeq, a predicted model, not a curated record